Molecule: messenger RNA, 1488 nt
Organism: Trematosphaeria pertusa
Lineage: Eukaryota; Fungi; Ascomycota; Dothideomycetes; Pleosporales; Trematosphaeriaceae
Exons: 2
Coding region: 1-1488 (495 amino acids)
Source: RefSeq, a predicted model, not a curated record
AUGACGGAUCGGAUAUCGAAGCCUCGACAGCGAAAGAAACGAGAGACUAAAGGCCCGAUCGUUAUCCCCGAUGAUAAUUCCCAGGAAUCGCCUGCUAAGGAGCCGACGUUGGCGGGGGCCACAUCCGACCCAACAGCGACAUCAUCAGCCCUGCAAGUGGCUCACUCGCCGGGCCGGAAACCAGUAUUUGACGAAUGGACCGAGCUGGAAGCGGACGAGGCUAUUGCGGCAAUACGAUAUCAGUACAAGUUCCCAACCAUGUACCAACCGCCCAAGGCCGUGCCCGAAGCCUUGGACGUAGCCUUCAUCUCCCACUUUGUCCAGCUCAACAAAGGCAUCCGAUCAUACAGCCCGGAGAUACCAUGGAUAACGCAUCUUCCUGAAAUGCAUGUACAAGCAUCGAAACCCGCCCUACGACUGUCUAUACGGUCAGCGUCAAUGGCGUUUUACGCCACAGUGCACAAAGACCCAGCGAUCCUAGUCGAUUCUUAUAGAUGGUACACGAUGAGUCUGAAUUGUCAAAGACAGACCCUCGCCCGGCUGACGUCCAACUCUAUGCCAAGUGAGGAAGAGAUUCUGGUACCCAUUAUCCUAGCGCUGUACGAAGUAUAUGCCGGGACCACGCAAACGAGCGUUUUCCAUCAUCUCGCCGCAUCCACGAAAAUCUUGGAGAUGAGAGGACCAUCCAACUGUAAAGGCCUUGCGUUUCCUCUGUUCAAAUCAAUGCGAAUAUCUGAUGCACACAAAGCGAUGGUAUUCAAUCAACCCUCGGUCUUCUCCACCCCUGAAUGGAUGACUGUCCCAUUCGAAGGCCAGCUAAAGAAUGCGCAUCAGUACCUCACCGAUAUUCUCCUCGUGAUUCCGGAUUGCAUGGGUCUGUGUAAAAUAAGCGGCAGCAUGAGGAGCUUCCUUUCUCGACCUAUUCCUUCGCACGUCGACCUCAAGCCGGUCCAGGAGCGUGCGAAACAACUGCUCCAGCAGCUUGAUGAUUGGGUUGCCAAAAACCCUCACCUUCUGAAAGUAGCAACUGGUCCACAGGUCGUCACCGCCGACAUGGGGAGUCCCGCAACGUCCGGAGCAUCCGCAGACGCACCAACGAAAUCCACGCUCAUACUACCGGAGGGCUUCAUCGCCUUGACAGCAGCAACCUACGAAUCUAUUCGCUUGAUCCUCUCGCUGCUCCUGGACAAGGUCUCUCCGCGAGAACCAUCUGUCAGCUCUGUGGAUCCAAACACUCCGCCAGAAGCAAAUGUACCCACACUAAUCGACACCGCAAGCAUGUGCGCGAACUCGAUCCUGGAGAUCACUUCGUAUCUGGAAUCCACACAUCCAAUUGGAUUUGAUUUCAUGCGCAGUGUCUUUCCGCUUGCCGUGGUCGCGCUUGUCGCACCUCGGAUGGAACAGCAGAAGCGUGCGCAGCAGAUGUUGGAGAGGUGGGGUAGAAAGAGAGGCAUGGCAGGCCUCACUUCUGCGUGGCUGCAUAUUUGA